CACACAUACAUACCUCUGUUGAGCAGAGGAUAUUGGGAUAAUAUAUAAGCACAAACUCCCACACAAACACAAGACACACACAAAAGACUGCACAUAAGUUCCAUUGAGUGUGUUCUGCUGUUGUCAUUUGAAAUUCUGCUUUCUUUUCGAAUCCGAAAACGGGGGUGACGGCAAUGGAUGCGUCUCAGCCUCUCACCAUUGAGAGCUUCUCGUACAGCUGGUUAGUGAACCUCAAGCCGUCUCAGGAAGGCCUCGACAGCUCCCUCGGAGCCUCUUUUGAAUCGGCCGAUGAAGCUUCCUUCAUCGAGAUGGACCCGAGGUUAACUCCAUCCAAAAGAUUCUACCAGAGAUCAAGCUCCCAUGAUUUCAAGUUCGAUUUCCCAACAUCACAGGCUCCUCUUACGCUCGUUCAUGCAGAUGAGCUCUUUUCAGGCGGUUAUGUCUUGCCCAUUUUUGCAGAUCCAUUGAAGAUCAAGUCUUAUGAAGCUGAGUUCGACUCCUCUUCUACUAUGCCGCCCUCUACUCAUCCUGCUAAAUUUUGUUCCUCCGUGAAUAAAAUCCGCUCACCUUCACUGAGAAGGUGCGCAACAUUGUCGAAGCAAGUGUUCCAUAAGUACUUCCAGUUAUUUAGACCCGUGUGUCGAAUUAUCCGAAGAUGCAAAUCGAGUUCCAAGAGAGAGAAUUCGAGAACUCAGGCGAGCAGGAACUGUGUUUAUCCAGCAGACUCUUCUCCCAGGAUGAGCUCGACGUCAUCUGUCGACUACUGGAGAAGGUCUUGUGACUCCGAUAGCUCGAUCUAUGAGGCAGUGCUCCAUUGCAAGAGAUCCUUUGGAAAGUGAAGUAAAGAGAUGAUACGAAGAUGAAAAUUGGGGAAAACGGGCCAAGAGAAGAGCAGGAGAACUUUCAGCCAAGGAGAUGAGAGCUGUCAAGAUCAUCCCGAGUCACUUGUUUGUUGUCCUUCUUGAGGACUUCCUGGAAAUAUGGAAUUUGUAUAGAAAACUAAUGUGUGUGGAUGCUGGCCAAUGACAAUAAGAUUUUUCUUUUGAUCCUCUUUUCUGAGGUGGGAAAGUUUCUUAAGUACUUCGGAAAUCUUCAUCUACUUGUUUCUGUAAAGUGCUACUUACUUGAAUAAUAUUACAAUUUUUGUUCGUUUCA
This is a messenger RNA of Punica granatum (pomegranate), 1155 nucleotides long. The record is from RefSeq and is a predicted model, not a curated record. Lineage: Eukaryota; Viridiplantae; Streptophyta; Magnoliopsida; Myrtales; Lythraceae.